GACUGCAUUCACUUUCACAUUAUUAUAAAAUUAUAUAGGGAUAAUAAUUUAAUUAAAUUCAUUAAAAUAUAUUCGUAUAUAAAAAUCAAGAAGUAUCCAUAUCCUUCAAAAUUUUAGUUCCAGUCUUGUAAGAAGGUUAUAAGGAUGCUCGUUAGAAGUUUUGCGCGAUCUCUUUGGAGUACGGCAAGAGUGGAAAAGAGGUUUUUAGCCUCAAAGCCAGCUAAACCUGAACCAAAUAGCAUGGAAGACAUAGAAGCACAACAGGCAGCAGCCUUAGACAAUGACAUCUGUCUGCUGGUGGAUGAGAAGGACAAUAUGAUCGGCACGGCCACCAAGCGGGUGUGCCACACGGUGGGGCCGGACGGGAGCAUCCCUCUACACAGGGCCUUCAGUGUGUUCCUUUUCAACAAAAGAGGUGAUAUGUUACUACAGAAGAGAUCUAGUCAGAAGGUAACAUAUCCCGACUACUACACCAAUGCGUGCUGCAGCCACCCCCUAUUCAUAGAUGGUAAACCGGAGGAUGUUAUAACAGCAGCCCAACGCAGGUUGAACCAUGAACUUGGAAUACCCAUGGAUCAGCUGGACGCGUCGCAAUUCACGUACCUGACGCGCAUCCACUACCACGACCCCGGGGACGGUGUGUGGGGCGAGCACGAGCUCGACCACAUACUGUUCCUGCAGGGAGACUUCCCCGUCAAGCCCAACUCCGCCGAGAUAUCCGAGUACUGCUACGUGCCCAAGAACGAGUUUAAUGCGUUUAUCCCCACCCUGGAGGGGCCGAUGACGCCGUGGUUCAACAUGGUGCGCCGCCAUCGACUCAAGCUGUGGUGGGACAACCUCCACCGCCUCGAUGAGCUCAAGGAGACCGACAAGAUACACAAGUUCAUCUCCGAGAACUAAAUAUGACCAUUAUCACGAUGCGUUCAAGUAUUACGUAACUCUUUGGUUAUUUUAGAGGUCUUUCUCUCCUGUGUAACGCAUUACAACGAUUUCUCUGUACCCCACCAUGAAAUAUAUUAUAGUAACAAAUUUUCUCAAUGUAUUACAUCACAUAUGUAAGACCCCUAUACAGCUUUACGUAAUUCUUGAACACUCCUUCACCUCCACAAGUGAAUAAAACUCCAAGGAUAGUUAUCCUACUUAACUGUGGUUGCGUUAAUUAUAUUUAUAUUACGUAUAUUAUGGUAAUGUUGUGUUUAUAAUAAUAUUUAUUUAAUUGUAUCUAAGUGGAACACUUCACAUACCAUUACACAUGAUGUAAGUAAAGAUUUAUUUUUAUAGUUGCCUAUAUGUUGAGUAUUAGUAUGGGUUACCUUUGGUGGUCUGUAAAUGGUAUAAAACAUUACCUGACUAGGUUAAGAAUGCUUAACAGUAUUCAGAUGAUGGCAGUAGCUGCUAAUAUUACCUAUUUAAACUUAUUUCUUUUCUUGAGUACAAUCA
Aricia agestis (brown argus) is the source of this 1440-nucleotide messenger RNA. RefSeq names its product isopentenyl-diphosphate Delta-isomerase 1 (gene Idi). Lineage: Eukaryota; Metazoa; Arthropoda; Insecta; Lepidoptera; Lycaenidae. Gene Ontology annotation, molecular function: isopentenyl-diphosphate delta-isomerase activity. The transcript is spliced from 6 exons. Gene Ontology annotation, biological process: isoprenoid biosynthetic process; isopentenyl diphosphate biosynthetic process. The record is from RefSeq and is a predicted model, not a curated record. Gene Ontology annotation, cellular component: cytoplasm. The coding region runs from base 145 to 900 and encodes 251 amino acids.